AUGGCAGCUCCGCGAGCAUCCUCCUUCAAAGCUCUGCGCAAUCUCCAGCGCACGUCCGGGUCGACCCCGGCGAAACGGAGCCUGCACAUUACUGGUGUCCAUGCCUCCCCGAGGCCCAUCGAUCCCAACCACAAGAGCACCUAUGUGCCAUGGACUCUACAGGACCUUCGGCAAGAGUGCCAGAAACGAACACUAUCGGCUUCUGGCACCAAGCACGAGCUCAUUGACCGACUGGCCGGUCAUGACAGCUUGCAGGCGAGAGCAUUUUCCAUUGCCAUGAAGCGGAUCGCCGUCGAACAAACAAAGAAGCCGGUCUCAGGCCCUUCGGACACCGCACCCCAGCGACACUUCAACACCUCUCGCUCUCUCAAGGCGGUGGGUGACACGUCUACCAUCGACUUUGCCUACCUUCCGAAGCUACACGAAGAGGCAUGGGGACCGAGCCCUCCUUCCGUCCGAGUACCUAUCCUACCCUACAUCCAAUCCGAGCAUGCCGAGGCUAUCUUGGAGAGGCAUCCAGAGCUCGACGCAGCUGCUGGCGGCUACCAAGAUACUCAAGGUUAUGAGACGAUUAUGAAACCACAAAUCUUCAGCGUUGGCGAUGUUGCCGGUGGCUCAGCCAGCGCCAUGAGCGAUGUGCACGAUGGCCAUCACCCUACCGAAUUGUCGGUCGAAAUGCUCACAGCUCUCACCGAGACGGUGGGCAAAAGUGCCCGCCAAUUUGUGGAUAUGGUCAAAGAUAAGGACGAGGCGACGGUCCGCAAGAUCUGGACUGGAUUCCUCGACGAUCUGUUCGGUCAAAAGGGCAAAGUAGCCAAGCCAUAA
Molecule: messenger RNA, 825 nt
Organism: Fonsecaea erecta
Lineage: Eukaryota; Fungi; Ascomycota; Eurotiomycetes; Chaetothyriales; Herpotrichiellaceae
Exons: 2
Coding region: 1-825 (274 amino acids)
Source: RefSeq, a predicted model, not a curated record